Messenger RNA from Closterium sp. Naga37s-1, 1518 nucleotides. Lineage: Eukaryota; Viridiplantae; Streptophyta; Zygnematophyceae; Desmidiales; Closteriaceae. The record is from the annotation of a GenBank genome assembly.
AUGACCCCUUCCCUGCUUCCCCAUGUCCCCUUCCCUGCUUCCCCCCAUCCCCUUCCCUGCUUCCCCCCAUCCCCUUCCCUGCUUCUCCAUGUCCCCUUCCCUGCUUCCCCGUGUCCCCUUCCCUACUUCCCCAUGUCCCCUUCCCUGCUUCCCCAUGUCCCUUUCCCUGCUCAUCGCGCGGCCCUUUCCCUGCUUCCCCAUGUCCCCUUCCCUGCUUCCCCCCAUCCCCUUCCCUGCUUCCCCCCAUCCCCUUCCCUGCUUCUCCAUGUCCCCUUCCCUGCUUCCCCGUGUCCCCUUCCCUACUUCCCCAUGUCCCCUUCCCUGCUUCCCCAUGUCCCUUUCCCUGCUCAUCGCGCGGCCCUUUCCCUGCUUCCCCAUGUCCCCUUCCCUGCUUCCCCCCAUCCCCUUCCCUGCUUCCCCCCAUCCCCUUCCCUGCUUCUCCAUGUCCCCUUCCCUGCUUCCCCGUGUCCCCUUCCCUGCUUCCCCAUGUCCCCUUCCCUGCUUCCCCCCAUCCCCUUCCCAGCUUCCCCGUGUCCCUUUCCCUGCUUCCCCCCAUCCCCUUCCCAGCUUCCCCGUGUCCCCUUCCCUGCUUCCCCAUGUCCCCUUCCCUGCUUCCCCCCAUCCCCUUCCCUGCUUCCCCCCAUCCCCUUCCCUGCUUCUCCAUGUCCCCUUCCCUGCUUCCCCGUGUCCCUUUCCCUGCUUCCCUUCAUCCCCUUCCCUUCAUUCCCGCAUCCCUUUACAUGCUUUCCCCCAUCCUCUUCCCUGCUUCCCCCCAUCCCCUUCCCUGCUUCCCCAUGUCCCUUUCCCUGCUUCCCCAUGUCCCCUUCCCUGCUUCCCCCCAUCCCCUUCCCUGCUUCCCCAUGUCCCUUUCCCUGCUUCCCCAUGUCCCCUUCCCUGCUUCCCCCCAUCCCCUUCCCUUCUUCCCCCCAUCCCCUUCCCUGCUUCUCCAUGUCCCCUUCCCUGCUUCCCCGUGUCCCUUUCCCUGCUUUCCCCCAUCCCCUUCCCUUCUUCCCCCCAUCCCCUUCCCUUAUGUUCCCCCAUCCCCUUCCCUGCUUCCCCAUGUCCCCUUCCCUGCUUCCCCAUGUCCCCUUCCCUGCUUCCCCAUGUCCCCUUCCCUGCUUCCCCAUGUCCCCUUCCCUGCUUCCCCAUGUCCCCUUCCCUGCUUCCCCAUGUCCCUUUCCUUGCUUCGAGGUGUCCCUUUCCCUGCUUCCCCCCAUCCCUGCUUUCCCCCAUCCCUUUACAUGCGAAACCAUGUCCCCUUCCCUGCUUCCGCAUGUCCCCGUCCCUGCUCCCCCCCACGCCCUCCCCUGGUUCCCCAUGUCCCUUUCCCAGCUUCCCCCCAUCCCCUUCCCUGCUUCCCCACGUCCCUUUCCUUGCUUCCCCAUGUCCCUUUCCUUUGCUGCCUUUCCGUCGCGCUACACCCGAGUAGGAAUCAUCCAUUUCUCUGGGCAGCCACUAGAACAACAGCACAUCGCAACAGUCCCAGGCAGGAAGGACAGCACAAGCACAAUCACCUAA